UCUAACUCGGCUGAGUCGGUGGCCAUGGGGCUCCUCAGGCAGUUUGAGGGCAUGCAGCUCCCCGCAGCCUCGGAGCUCGACUGGCUGGUCCCAGAGCAAGACGCACCACAGAAGGUACACACACACACACACACACACACACACACACACACACCCCUACACUCACACAAACUGACCUGUAUCCUGCCUCUACCCCUCAGCUCCUGCCCAUCCCUGACUCCCUGCCCAUCUCUCCUGACGACGGGGAGCAUGCUGACAUCUACAAGCUGAGGAUCCGGGUGCGAGGGAACCUGGAGUGGGCCCCGCCGCGACCCCAGAUCAUCUUCAACAUCCACCCCGCGCCCAAGUGAGUCCUUAACACACACACACACACACACACAAACACACGGGUCACAAACUUAGUUGCUGACUUCACACUAUUCUCUGUUUGCCUCUACCCCUUUUUGUCUCUCCCUCUCUCUCUCUCUCUCCCCCCCUCUCUCUCUCUCGCUGUCUCUCCAUCUCUCUCUCGCUGGCUCUCUAUCUCUCUCUCUCUCUCUCUCUCCCUCUCCCUCUCACUGUCUCUCCCUCUCUCUCUCUCUCUCUCUCUGUCUCUCCCUCUCUCUCUCUGUGUCUCUCUCCCUCUGUCUGUCUGUCUCUUUGUCUCGCGUUCUGUCUAUUUUUAUUUUUCUGUCUCACUAACCCUCCCCCCUCCCCUUUACUCUCUAUCAGGAGGAAGAUAGUUGUGGCUAAGCAAAACUACCGCUGUGCAGGCUGCGGGACUCGCAUAGACCCAGGUACAAACCAUAUUGAAGACACACGCUGCCAAAGCACGACCACCCAUGUUAUCCCUAUCCUACGGCGGCCAUUUUGUGUCAAACCUCACCCCCUGCCUCACUCACAUUAAAACCCACUCUGUUUCCCCUCCUCCCCUCCACUGGACAGACUACAUCAAGCGACUGCGCUACUGCGAGUACCUGGGCCGCUACUUCUGCCAGUGUUGUCACGAGAACGCCCAGGCGGUGGUGCCGGGCCGCGUGCUGAGGAAGUGGGACUUCAGCAAGUACUACGUCAGCAACUUUGCCCGGGACCUGCUGGGCAAGAUAUCAGGAGACCCCCUGUUCAACCCCAACGACGUCAACAGUAGCCUCUACAAGAAGAACAAAGUGCUGGAGACUGUCCGGGUGAGAGGACUGAACUUUGUUAUGCUUUAGCCUGGUUAGUCUAGUUUAAUGCUUAUCUGAUCUUAUCUUAGGUUUGGUUUGGUUAGUUAUUUUACUUGACUUUAGUUCAUUUUACUGUAACCCACUCGUACUAGAAGGAAAAUGCGUUACAGUUAUGAGUUUGAAAUGUGUUCUGUAAACUAAGUGAAUUUUCCUACUAUUCUUCAGGUUUUGAGGGUCCAACUAUUCCACAUGAAAAAUCUCUUCAAGACCUGCCGCCUAGCUAGAGAGUAAGUUGUGUGUGUGUGUGUGUGUGUGCGCGUGCGUCCUCCUGCAAUGACUGGUAUUGUUGGUAUGAGACAGUCCAUUCCAUUGACAUGUCUUCUAAAAUAGUAUUCCUCUGCUACUGCUAUGUGUCUGCACUGUCAGGUAAAGUAUUCCAGUUAUGGAUGGUGUGAAUUCCCCUGACGCGUGUCCCUGUGUUUCGCCCCACAGCGUGCUGGACCAGUUCGACAGCCUCCCUUGUCACCUGACUGAGGACCUGCACCUGUUCUCCCUCAGCGACCUCAGCGCUGUGCGCAACGGAGAGCUGGCCCCACGGCUACGGGAGCUGCUGAAAUUGGGUUCCGCGCACGUGACCGGCUGUGUGGUGAGAAUGCAUUGACUUAUCAUGAACUAGAUACUCCUGUUGUCACUAUUGUUAACGCUCAUAUCCUGUAAUAGAGACAUUCAUUUUGAUAUGGGUGUGUACAUUCUAUCCAUAUGAGUUGCAUGAUAGGUCGUCACCAAUCCAGUGUGAUUGUGAACUAACAUUCUGACGUUGUCGUUCUAUAAGAUGGCAGGUACUGUAUGUGUCAAAUGACUAUUUGUGCCGUGUGUGCCAGUGGACUUGAGGGUGUCCUAACGUGACAUUUUAAAAGUAAAAAAUUGUUUUAUUCUCAGUGUAUGCCUUCAAUUUCCCCUCUUGCUGUCUUUGUCUCCCACAGCUGUGUCAGGCCAAGGGCUUCGUGUGUGAGUUCUGCGGCAACGACAAAGACAUCAUCUUCCCCUUCGAGCUGAACAAGUGCACGUGCUGCGAAGGUGAGCCCCCCCUGCUGGUGGGAGGACUGGGUGUCCCGCGGGCCCCCCCUCUCCCUUCCUGACCCCCUCCUGGAGAAAUUGGAAGUUCCGCAGGCUGGCCAGGGCCCUGUCCCAAGACAGGAGAGAGGGAGAGGGAGGAGAGGAAGAGGAAGAGGAAGAGAGUGAGGCAAGGGAAGAUAAGGACAAAUGGACUGGAGAGGGAGAGAAGGAGAGAAGGAGAACAGAAUGGGAGACGAGGUUGUUAUUCACAGCGUUCAGACAUGGAACUCUGGCCAAGGCCUUUUGGAGUAAAGGAAGGGUAGAAGAUGGGGAGCUAGAGGGAGGGAGAGAAGGAGAGAGGGAAGGAGUAGAGGUGGAAGGAAACUAUGAAACUGUGGAGGACAAAGAAAGGGAGGUGAGGGAAGACUGUGAGGGAAGUGCAGAAGAACACGUGAAGAAAGAGAAGGGCCACUUAUUUAAGGACCUCGGUGUCAGCAAACUAACCAACACUUUCUCCAAGGACAAUGGAUCCGGUGAAAGAGAGAAAGAAAAACAGGGGGAUGAGGAAGGGACAGAGAAGGAAGAGAGGAGAGGACUCUGGAUGGUUCCAGGGGUCGGGAGGCUAGCGAAGGCUUUCUCAAAAGGGAAAGUAGAGGCGGAAGAGAAAAAAGAGGCAGAGGAAUUAGAAAAGUGUGAAAGUAAAGGGAAAUUCUUUCAAAAAGAUUCUUGGGAAAAAGGAGAAAGUGAAGUAGAGGAGAGUAACAGUAGGGUAGUAGUGGGAGGAGAGGAUGGAGGGAUCACGGUGAAAGGGGAGAGGUUUUUGGGGCUUAGGUUGCGCAACAUUUUCUCCAGAGACACCAGAAAGAAAGAGGGGAGGAAGAUGAGUGAAGAAACCGAUAGAAUGGAAAGAGAGGGAAAGGAAAGAGAGGGAAAGGAAAGAGAGGGAAAGGAAAGAGAGGGAAUGGAAAGAGAGAGAAUGGAAAGAGAGGGAAAGGAAAGAGAGGGAAAGGAAAGAGAGGGAAAGGAAAGAGAGGGAAAGGAAAGAGAGGGAAAGGAAAGAGAGGGAAAGGAAAGAGAGGGAAAGGAAAGAGAGGGAAAGGAAAGAGAGGGAAUGGAAGAGCAGGAGACUGAGACCCCAUCUAACUGGAGAUCCCGCAAAACACGCAAAGCCAGGAGGAUGACAAUAGGUAGGAGGGAGAGGGAGGAGAAGCAGGAGGAGAGGGGGAGGAGACAAGAGGAGGAGGAGAGAAGUAAAGGGGGAGGAGACAAGAGGAGGAGGAGAGAAGUAAAGUGGGAGGAGACAAGAGGAGGAGGAGAGAAGUAAAGUGGGAGGAGAGGGUGGUGGAGACAGGAGGAGGAGGAGGAGAGAAGUAGAGGGGGGUGGAGACAGAGGAGGAGGAGAGAAGUAAAGGGGGAGGAACAGAGCAAUAGAUGGAGGGCGGUGACCAAGGCUCUCUAGCCAAGCCUAACAUAACAGAGGAGGAAGAGAAGACAGAUAGAGGAAGGGUAGAAACAGGAGGAUGGAGGGAGGAGAGGAGGGAAAGCAGCUUUUCAUUGACUUCCAAACAGAAAUAAAUUCCCUCUCUGAGUAUUGGGAAGGAUGUAGAGAAUAGUAGGGAAUACCAAGAGAAGGUUUGGUUACAAUCAAUCCCAGAUCAGUUGCUGUCCCAAUCAACCCCUAUGGCCUACUGGUCAAUUUGGAAUUAGGAAAAUAUCAUCCAAUUCCAAAAGACAUGAUUUAGAGAUGCAGAAUGUAUAGCAUUCUCAUUGCCAUUGACUUGUACUAGUUGUCAUAAAGAGUUAUUAAGAGACUUAAUGAAGACAGGUGGGCCGAGGUGAAUUGGUAUGGAAAUAUGCAACCUAGGAUAUUGUUUACAUGGGUAUCAAUUCACAUUGGCAGUCACAGCCUAGAAUUUCAACUCCCUCGUUAAUUUCAUUGUUGAUCACUUCUUGCGUGGAAUUCUUUGCGCUCCUGUGUGUGUGGUGGAUUGAGCUUUCCUCACUGUGGUGGUGGUGGUUGAACUGGUUUCCCUCACUAUGGUGGUGGUGGUUGAACUGGUUUCCCUCACUAUGGUGGUGGUGGUUGAACUGGUUUCCCUCACUAUGGUGGUGGUUGGUUGAACUGGUUUCCCUCACUAUGGUGGUGGUGGUUGAACUGGUUUCCCUCACUAUGGUGGUGGUGGUUGAACUGGUUUCCCUCACUAUGGUUGGUGGUUGUUGAACUGGUUCCCUCACUAUGGUGGUGGUUGAACUGGUUUCCCUUACAUGGGGUGUGAAUGUUCCUCACUAUGGUGGUGGUGGUGAAUGGUUCCCUCACUAUGGUGGUGGUGGUUGAACUGGUUUCCUCACUGUGGUGGUGGUGGUUGAACUGGUUUCCCUCACUAUGGUGUGGUGGUUGAACUGGUUUCCCUCACUAUGGUGGUGGUUGAACUGGUUUCCCUCACUAUGGUGGUGGUGGUUGAACUGGUUUCCCUCACUAUGGUGGUGGUUGAACUGGUUUCCCUCACUAUGGUGGUGGUUUGAACUGGUUUCCCUCACUAUGGUGGUGGUGGUUGAACUGGUUUCCAUCACUAUGGUGGUGGUGGUUGAACUGGUUUCCCUCACUAUGGUGGUGGUUGAACUGGUUUCCCUCACUAUGGUGGUGGUGGUUGAACUGGUUUCCCUCACUAUGGUGGUGGUGGUGGUUGAACUGGUUUCCCUCACUAUGGUGGUGGUGGUGGUUGAACUGGUUUCCCUCACUAUGGUGGUGGUUGAACUGGUUUUCUGGUGCAAGGUGGUGGUUGAACUGGUUUUCUGGUGCAGGGUGGUGGUUGAACUGGUUUGCUUGUGCAGGGUGGUGGUUGAACUGGUUUUCUGGUGCAGGGUGGCACUACUGGUGUAAGGUAGUUAGUUGUAGUAUGAUCUGACAUCUUUGGUUGUGGCUGCCACAGUUGUUUGAUCUUGUUGUCUGGCCUCUCCAUGGUGCCUCACUGACCUCUGGCCUCUACUCAGUAUGGCUGUCAAAGGUCAAAAGGUCCUACUGGCCUCACCUUUUGAUGUAAGGAAUGUAAAUGUUAGAGGUAAUGCCAAAUAACAUUGUUUUUAACCGAGGUAUAGGCUACAGUGUUUGUCAGCUGUGUUCAUGAAUUUAAAAUGUGACAUGGCAUAAUUUGCCAAAGAGUUGCUAUUGCUGUCUGCAUCCCCUGUCAGAAUUGUAAAGUUAUUUAGUAUUUGAAAGUGGUUCUUAGUGUUUUAUUUAAGUACAGAGACAGGUUUAUAUUGUGAAGCUUGAGGAAUGAAGAUAUGGGCCUAUUUCAUGUGUACGUAAUGGAGGACGAUGAAUUGGAGUGACAGAAAGGGUUUUUAUUAUUAUGAUGUGUGACUGGCUGUCCACCAUUAUUAUUUAAGCAUCAACUUCUCUGUUUGAAUGUAAAAUAAACACAUUUGUGAAUUUCAGUUUCUUUGUCAUUUCAUUAUCGUGGGAAAAAUAUAUUCAUUAGAAAAUAUUGUUUAAAAAAAGUAUACAAUUGACGCUUCCACACAGAUGUUUCUUGAACUGGUUCAGGCACACAAGUCUGAGCUUUAGAAGCAGUGUCUCUGCCUCUAUUGAGGAUAGGCUUCUCAUUGCGGUCAUGUCUGAACUGGUUUGAAUAGGGAACUGACUCUUUGACAGGUUUCUGUGUUUUACCACUCCUCUCUCCCACCUUCUGCCUUGCCACCAGCCUUACCUCUUUUUUUAUAGUCCUCUGUCACCCCUCCCCCUCACUUCAGAGACUAUCAUUGGUUCUUCUGCCGUGACAUCACAGCGCCUCAGCCCUCUUCCCAUUGUGAGAAAUGUUGUCAAACCGGUUAUUACCGUUGCCGAACGCGCCCCCAUGUUUGCUUAGUUGGUUAGCAGGGGAGUUAUGAGAUGGAACACCUCUUUUGAGUGAAUAAGGACGUUGUCCAUAUAUGUCCUUGCAUUCUUCCUCUGCACAUCCACAAGACAAUGUCUUUUUUAAAUGGACCCCACCCAUGUGGAUACGAGUUGUGUGUGUUUGUCUGUGUCUCUUACAUAUUGUUUCAGUAUGGUAGCUUUUGCACUGACCUCUUUCUUUUGUGUUGUCUUGUCUUUCAGAGUGCAAGGCGUGUUUCCACAGCAAAUGUUUCCGGGCAGGCAAGGAGUGCCCGCGGUGCCAGCGCCUGGCAGAGAGGCGGGAGAGGAUGGCACGCAAGAACAUGGAGGAGCAGGAGGAUAAGGAGGAGGACGAGGGAGGAGGGAGCUAG
This is a messenger RNA of Coregonus sp. 'balchen', 6446 nucleotides long. NCBI's taxonomy places the organism in Eukaryota, Metazoa, Chordata, Actinopteri, Salmoniformes, Salmonidae. The record is from the annotation of a GenBank genome assembly.